AUGGCGCCAGACCUGAAGUACACGAAGCAUCACUACGGUGCCGAGAGCGAUCUCCAAGUGCUCGGCGUAUGGGAUGUCGAUGCUCAUAACAGAUCCAAAGUCUGGGUGAUCUAUAUCCACGGCGGUGCCUGGAGAGAUCCGCGAAUCAUCCAUGAAACAUUCGCGCCGACCAUCAACGCCAUACUGUCCGAGGACGGCAGCUCCGCAGGUCUCAGGGACAGAAUAGCAGGCUUCGCCUCUCUAGACCACCGGCUGAGCCCUCAUCCAGAAUUCCCGCAAGACCCGGCCAGCACACCGCCAAAGGAGCUACGCAAGGCACGACAUCCCGAUCACAUCGAUGACGUGAGGUCGGGCAUCGCGUUUCUGCAGAAGGAGUACGGGUUCAGCAGCAACUACGUCCUGGUGGGCCACUCGGCGGGCGCCUGUCUGGCAUUCCAGCUCGUCGCAACUCCAGCCGCAGCAGGCUACAUGCCCGAAGCCAUCGUCGGGAUAGCUGGGGUCUACGACUUCACGGGCAUCAGCGCGCGGUCUGGGGGCGCAUAUGCUGGGUUCCUGACAGCGGCAUUCGGGGAUCCGGCCGGAUGGGACGAGGUGGCCCCAAUGAAGUUCUCUCACAAUUUCGCGGAGUACUGGAAGGGAAUUGCGAUACUGGCCUCGUCAAAGAACGACGAGUUGGUCGAUGAGCACGAGAUAGAUGGUAUGGCUGCCAAGCUACGAAAGGACGGUUGUCGCUUGGUUGUCUACAAGGACGUUCGGGGGUCGCAUCAUGAAUGCUGGGAGAAGGGCACCGAUAUUGCUCGGCUCGUCGCUGACACGUUUAAGAAAAUUCAGACAUGA
This is a messenger RNA of Anthostomella pinea, 837 nucleotides long. Lineage: Eukaryota; Fungi; Ascomycota; Sordariomycetes; Xylariales; Xylariaceae. The record is from the annotation of a GenBank genome assembly.